UUGUUAGGGGAGAUGUCAAUCGGACCAGAAUACAAGAAGAAAUAUGGUCUUAUCAUACCAAAAAGUAAAGAAGCAGCCCCGGUCAAGAAGCGACCUCUAAGUUCAGUGUUUAAUAUUGACAGCGAUGAGGAGGAUGAGGCACCUAAGAAACAAGCACCAAGCACAGCUUUUAAGAAUAUGAAGAGACAAGCAAAGAUAGACAUUCAGCGAGCUCUCGAGGACGACCCCUCAGUGUAUCAGUAUGAUGAGAUAUAUGACACAAUGAAGGAAGACAAACAGAAGAAGGUUGCUGUGGCUAAACAAGAUAAAACUUCCAAGUAUGCUAAGAAUCUCAUCAGGAAUGCUGCGGUCAGGAAGUUGGAGAAUGACAGACAUUUUGAAAGGCAAUGUCAGAGAGAACUAGAAGACGAAGGAGAUGAGUUUGCUGACAAGGAAUCAUUCAUUACUUCUUCCUACAAAAACAAGCUUGCGGAGUUGGCGGUGUUGGAGGAAGAACACAAGCGCAUGGCUGAAGAGGAGAAGAAGAAUGAUGUCACCAAGAAACGGGAUCUAACUGAUUUCUACAGAGAUAUACUAUCACAGCGGACUGCUGAGGUUGCUUCCAGUGUGGCUAGCAGUGUGUCUCAAGCCAAACCUGCUGCUCCUCCAGCUAAAGAAAUGGAGGAAUCUCCAGCGCCCUCAGAACCUCAACCUGCAUCUCCAACACAAACAGAACCUAAAUCUCCAGAAGAAAAAACUGUAAUCAAAAAGAUAAGGACAGAAAAACAAAGAACGUACAGGUCACGUCGUGUAACUUCAGACCAAGUAAGGUCACGUGACACUGCCAGUGAAGGGGGAUCUGAUAGUGAAACUGAGAGUGAAGUAGUCAAGCCUUCCACUAGUAGCGCUAACACAACGGAGAAGACAUCACCUGAGAAAGCUAAAGGAUCGGAAGAUGAAAAAAAUCUGGAUAAAGACGAUAGUGACAGUUCUGAUAGUGAGGAGGAUGAAAAAGAGGAGGAGAAUAAAGAGGGAGAAGAAGAAGAAGGAGAAGAAGAGGCAGGUCCUGCAGAGGUGAAGAAGUUGUUGAUGACCGAAGCGGAGCAGCGGGAGGAGCGAGUAAGACUGGUAAAGGAGUCCUGUAAGAAGCGUAACACUCCAGAUACCAUCAAAUCAGCAAUUGAGAGAUAUUGGAAGCGCCAAGCUGCAGUAGCUACAUGAGUAAUGCAAGGGGAUUGAUUUAUCUGUAUUUUAAAAUUGACAAUCUCAAAUAACUGUGCGUAUUCCUAUAUUGUUAUCUGUAAAGGAAUAGCAGCCGGUCCACAAUUUUUGGAAUAAUUUGAUAUUAUAAGAUGGUUCCUCUUCCUUAUGAACAGUGUUGUCACUUGUCACUGUUAUGUGCUUUCAGAAAAACCCCGACCUAAUGAGAUUAUUUAUUGAACUUUUACUUAUAUUAUAAAUGUUUAUGCAACUUAUCUUCAUUAAAUGCGUGUGAUCUGUUAUUAUGUUUAAUGUUCCGAAGCUUAAAAUAUUUAUUUCUAUGAAUCGGGAAUAAAUUUAGAUAGGUUUGAAAAUUUUUCUCC
This is a messenger RNA of Bolinopsis microptera, 1562 nucleotides long. RefSeq names its product nuclear speckle splicing regulatory protein 1-like. NCBI's taxonomy places the organism in Eukaryota, Metazoa, Ctenophora, Tentaculata, Lobata, Bolinopsidae. Gene Ontology annotation, biological process: regulation of alternative mRNA splicing, via spliceosome. The record is from RefSeq and is a predicted model, not a curated record. The coding region runs from base 13 to 1200 and encodes 395 amino acids. The transcript is spliced from 5 exons.